AUGACCAAGCUAGAAUUCAUCACUGUCGGGGGAUUUGCCAUGCUGGUGCUGCUCCACGUGACCCAAAGUGAAGUGUGUCCUGCCUCCUGCAGCUGUAAGUCCCUGGGAGAAGCUCAGGGCCUGCAUGUGGACUGCAGCUCAAGGCAGCUGAAGGCAGUGCCAGCCUUGCCCCGUGCCACCCAGAGGCUUUAUCUGCACAACAACAGCCUGAGCGCGGUUCCUGCCGGAGCCCUGGACAGUUUGCUCAGCCUGCAGGAGCUGAACGUGUCUGACAACCCUUGGCACUGUGACUGCCACAUCAUGUACCUAAAACUCUGGCUAGAAGACUUCUCUGCGCCCUCUCUUGCAAACAUUAGGUGUGCAACUCCAGCUCCUGUGAGGAUGAAGGCCUUGAGGCAGCUGACUGGGAAUGAGCUGGGGAUUUGUAAGAGGCUUCUCCCAGUCAAGUGUCUAGAGUUCCUUUGGCGAGACCUCAUUUUAAUUGCUGGAGCAAUAAUUACACUCCUUUUACUAGCAUGGGCUCUGAAAUUCUCAAAAAAGAUGGUCUGCCAACUGAAGCUCAGCCAAUACAGGCCUAGGGGCCGACUGCUGAGGAGGCACAUCUCCAAAAACCACAAGAUACAAUGA
Messenger RNA from Acanthisitta chloris (rifleman), 627 nucleotides. RefSeq names its product glycoprotein IX (platelet) (gene GP9). The transcript has a single exon. Bases 1 to 627 code for a protein of 208 amino acids. Lineage: Eukaryota; Metazoa; Chordata; Aves; Passeriformes; Acanthisittidae. The record is from RefSeq and is a predicted model, not a curated record.